CUGGUAGCCAGAGGGCAACUCGCGUGUUCCAGUUCCGACCCGAACCAGUGGUUGUUCAGUCAACGCCUCCUGGAAUGUAGCGUUUGUGUAGUCUCCGGUAGUGCUGCUGCCGUUCGUUCAGCGUUGCUGGAAGCCAAAACUCCGCUAGUAAACCAUAAUCGGUAAGAUCAAGAACGUCAUGGCUCCCUUAAUGACCAGUAUUAAUGAAACAGAAGUGGACGUUAGCAAACUGAUAGGCACGCUGGAGAUACAAAAAGGCAGAACGAGAUGCGCUGCUGACAAGGAUUCACAGUCAAAAGUUCUCGAGUUGUACAACUCCAUGUUUCAAAGUGAGAUGCUGUCGUUUGACAGACAAGCCAUGGAGCAAAGACUCGAUGCGGUCCUUGAAGAGGUGCUAGAGCUGGCAGACAUCCUUGAUGCCAAGCAGCAAGAAGUUGAAAUUUCCGAGGAGGACAUGAAAAUGCUCUGCAAGCUUGAAAACGACAUCGGAAAAGUGCUGAAGUUUAAAUAAAAGCACACACGUCAUCUUGUUUUUCGCAUAA
This is a messenger RNA of Rhipicephalus microplus (southern cattle tick), 542 nucleotides long. RefSeq lists its product as uncharacterized. NCBI's taxonomy places the organism in Eukaryota, Metazoa, Arthropoda, Arachnida, Ixodida, Ixodidae. The record is from RefSeq and is a predicted model, not a curated record.